UGUUAUAUUUUAUACAUUUUACACACGUAUAUGAUGUGUAAAUAUCAUCAAAAACCUUUUUUUUGUCAAAAAAAUUUGUAUGGGCUUUUGAAGAUCUCCCUUUUUACUACCUUUAACGAAUACUUUCCUGAAGCCUCAAUGGACGCGCAUGCGCGAGAAAACCCGUCUAUAUUAGCACUGGCUACCGCUCGCCGCCUCACAGUCCGUCACCGUCGCUCGUCGUGUGAACACACGCGGACGUCUUUACAGUCAGACUGCACGCGCUGCGUGUUUUUGUCGUCGUAUCGUUGACACAGUGACGGAUCGAGAUCAGCCUCUGCGUUGCACGUUGCAUGCACGAGGGUAGAUUUCUCCACAUUGCAUUCGUUGUCAGGUUUUGCGCUCAUCUUAAAUCGGCGUUUUAGGAAAUUAAUGUAAAAAAAUUUUGGUGUACAGCGGAAAAGGACCACAGGAAGAUUAAGCGAUCGAGACGGUUGCAAUCUUCACUUGACAGAGGCGCUCAUCAGCGCGCGCUGUCAAAGAUUCAGUGAAAGCGGGACGUUGAACGUUAUAACGUCAUUUGUGCGAGAACUUGUGUAAAUGAGUGUGCUCUUCGAUUUCUUAUCGAUUACUUCCUUUUGCACUUUGUGAGACAGUUUCCGAAACGGACAAGGAGUUGGACGAGAAUCAUCGAAGAACGGGCGUGCUAUCGCGGCCGUUUCGCUCCGCGAGUGACAAGUGGUCGGCGACGCGUGGUUAACCACGUGGCGCGGUGUGUGCGCCGGUGUAGGUAGCCGCCUGGGGUGGCGUGAACUUUCGCGGGAUUCUCUUUCCCUUCCGGGCGCGUGUGUGCGAUGAACAAUCGAUGCACACGACGGACAAGUGACAGAUAGUUAUUGUCGUCGGUCGUUGGUCAUUUACGAGCGAGCGAACAAGCGAACGGACGGACGCUUUGCGGUAUCGUCAAACGUUUCGCUCCAGCUGAGAAAGUUGACGAUCGACCUUCGCUCAUUGGUUUCUCACUCUCGAGACACUCGAGGGCAUGGUGCAACAGUGAUUAGUACGCCGUAUAUCAUCGCCGGUGCCAACAGCAGUCGCAAGGGUUAGCGGGGUCCGGUGGUGGUAGUCUGGUCUUGCCGUCGCAGGCCGCCGCGAGAUGCUGAGAGCCUCAGCCGUUCAGUCCAACCAAUCAAGUAGGGUGCUGCGAUCUGUGCCGAGGGCCGUUGCGGCCUGCUAAGAUGACCGCGCGUCUACACUCGCUGAGGCACCAGGAGAAGAAAUCAGCCGGCAGCAGCCACAGGCAGCACCACCACCACCAGCAUCAACAGGCCGUGCAUCAGGGUCCGAGCCCGGCACCGAGCCCUAGCCCAAGCCUCAGCCCGAGCCCGAAACAUUCGGACGGACGAAGAGCUAACAAACCACUAAUGGAAAAACGACGACGAGCGAGGAUCAAUCAGUCCUUGGCGGCGCUGAAGGCGCUCAUUCUCGACAGCGCUCGCCUGGAGAACACCAAGCACAGCAAGCUCGAGAAAGCUGAUAUUUUGGAACUUACGGUCAGGCAUCUGCAGCGACAGAGAUCGCUCGCUCAGCCCGGCCUGUCCAGGUACAAGGCGGGAUACCAGGACUGCUCCAGAGAGGUGAGCCGCUAUCUCGAUGCGCCGGACAUCAUCACGGGCAACACCACGCCGAUGGACCCGGCGGUGAAGCAGCGACUGCUUCGCCAUCUCGAUAGCUGCGUAUCGGAACUAGAUCUGGACCUGGGGUCGCGACCGGACAGCGGCCUGGGCAGCAGUCCCGGUAGCGUGACGGAUCGCGUGGCGGGGACGACGAGCCCGGGGCCGCUGGAUCACCACGUGACGGUCGGGCCGCAUUGCAGCGCCGCGCUCACUCCGGCUGGCCUGAUCAAGUCGGAGAUCCCGGAGAUGGUGGAGGCGGCACGACCCGACAGCAGCAACACAGCCGGCGACGAGAACAACAACAGCAGCCGGCCGACCUCCGCCUUCAGCCAGGUGAACCCGGCGACGUUGGACCCGCAUCAUCCGCAUCAUCCGUCGAAUCUGCCGGUUGAUCAGGCCUCCACGUCGCAGCAGAAUCCCAACAUGCUCUCCGUGGUGCAAGUGAUACCCUCCCGAUUGCCGGACGGCCAAGUGGUCUUCCUGCUACCGAGCCACUACGUGCAACUGGCGGCGGCGGCCGCGGCGAACGGCAUCAGCAUCGGGCCCAAUCCGCCAACGGCGAUUUGGGCGGCGACCAACAUGUCGCUGCUCAAGGCCACCGAUAAGCUGGUGAAGCGACCGCACGAGGACCUCGGCCAGGAAUGGCAGGAUCCCACUGGCGGCCUCAAGCCUAGCAAGAGCCCACGAAUGGAGCAGCCGGAGCAGCCGCUCGACUUCACCACCACGUCCAAGAAGAUGAAGACCGCCAGCUCGAGAAACUCGACGCAUUCCGGCGUCGAUCACCAUCAUCUGCGGCAACAGCAGCAGCAGCAGCAGCAACAGCAGCAGCAGCAGCAACUGCAGACCCGUCUACCGAUCGAGACCGGCGGUCCCAUCGUCCACGAGGAUAGACCGUCUAGUCACCCGGACAGCGAGGUCGCCGUCGGCAUGCCCUCUCCGUCGCCAGUGGGCCAGCAACCGGUCAAGGAUGAGGAGGGUAUGUGGAGACCAUGGUAAAGAUCCGAGGCUCCUUGUCUUAUCUUUGUAAAUAGAAGUGUACCUUUGCGAAGCGCGCAUGCGAAACCGGAAGUCCGCAUCGAUGCGCAGCUGCGAUCGUCGUCUAUUGCUCUAGGAAAUCUUCCUUACAUAUAGCUGCGAUCAGGUCGUGUGCACCUUGGCAUGCACCUGGAUGAUAGGUCUCGGCAAAAUUGACGUUAAUCACACAAUGAGAAUUACUUUGAACAAAAACAAAAUUAUCGUAGAUUUUAGAUUAUUUUUAAGGUGCGUUCUUUGAACUUUUUUCAAGUCUACAUACGAGCGAUCUAUCGAUAAUAUUUUUUUGACUAAUUAACUGAAGCAGCUGAAGCUGUAAAAAAAAUCAUCACAUUUAUUUCAGUGCAGGUUACAAAAAAAAAAAGAAAGAACACCGUGGCACGUUCUAUUUCAAAAAUACGCUCCUGGGUGAAAAUAGCGCGUGCAUUUCGAAAAGCGCUCCUCAAUUAGCGUAAUAUAAUUCUCAAAAGAGUGGCGGUACACGAAGCCAAAAGUAAUUAACGCGCGAUAUUUAUUUACGUUAUUACGGGGGAGUUGGCAAUGACACAAUUUCGCGAUAAUGCAACCCGCAAUCGGAGGGGCUGCGCAAUCGGCGAAUUUUCACAGGCGCAGAAAAUUAACGCGAUUGUCGUUAAUAUCGAGAGAAAUGUUAAUUGACAAUGGAGAGGGGGGGGGGGAGGAGAAAUGGGAGGGAGAAAACGCACUCGAAAUUACCAUUUCACGCAGUUGCAACGCGACGAUGAAUUUUACGUGCGUCGAAAGUGUUACGUACACCUUCCCCUCGCAUUAUUCUGUCGAUCUUUGGAUUUUCGCGCUGGAGGCGGAAAGUCGAGAAAAACCACGAUUGAGUUUUUUCCUUCCUCCUUCUCCCCGGGCCCUCUCUUGUUUUUAUCACCGUCGUACCGUUUGCGCUCGGCUGUGGAAAUGAGUACACGGAAAAGGCGUAUGCGCAUUCUCGCCUAAUAACUCCGCGCGCGCGUGACGUCAGCGCGCUGUACGCCGCCGUUUCUUGCGGCGCUAAUGAAGCCUUUAAUUUGCAUCGCGUCCAAAAGCACACCGCGUGGUGUCAUUUAAAUCCGCUGCAAUACCCGGCGUUAUUCUCCGCCGAAAGCCGUCGUUCGAAUAACGGCGUACGAUGCAGCAUCGGCGAGGGAUUUUCGCAUCGCGGCGAAACGAUUUCGGAAUGGGCGAUUCAACGGGGGGGGGGUGAACGUAUAACGAGCGAAACCGUGGUGAGACAUAACGUACUACGUUUUAAUGAUCUUGCGGCGUAACUCGAAAAAGAUAAAGUGCCGUGUAGCCCCUUUUAUUUCGAAGACCGCGCAGAGAUUGUCGCACACCACUUUUAGAACGUUCAGAGAGGCGAAGGCGUUAUUAAAUCUCUCACGACUCUAUUUUAAUUUUGUUUACUCGACAACUUUGCUGAAGUGUUACAUUUUUUGUGUUAAUUUUUCACAUAAUAUAUAUAUAUAUAUAUAUAUUAUUUUUUGACGUAUUCAUCUUGUGUUAAAUUAACACAAAAAUUUGAGUGGACCGUUUGGGAUGUACGAUUUAUGUUAAAUGUUUAACACAAAUUUUUCAACUGUGUAGUUUUUUCACGUAAACGAUCGCCUGUUCUAUAACUUAUUUGAGAUUAUUAUUAUUAUCAUCAUUCUAUGUGUCUAAAUUUAUUUUUUUUUAAGAUUUUUUUUAAAAAGUAAUGAGAAAUGAAAAAGUAGGUCGGAUUUUUCAUCGACGAAUGAAAACUGCUGUACUGAGCUGCUUUUUCCCGCUGCUGGGAUGUAAAAAAACACCCCAGGUGACUCUACCGAAUUGGAAAAAAAACGGAGCUGCGUUUCGUACGAAAAUAAGCCACUUUCAAUCUUUGUGUCUCGCCAAUCAAGUAUUCGAUCUUCACUUUUUCAUUUAUGUUUGCGUAUGUUUCUCUUUGAAUCGAUCGAGUCCAACCAGAGUUUGAAAAAACCCAGUACAGUGGGAUUUUUUUUGGGGGGGAUUUUUUCGGGUUUUAUUUCUUGUAGUCUACUAAUGAUUAACAAAAUUUGUUAUUCAAUUGAUUAACAAAAUGAUGAACAAAAUUCGCUAUUCAAUUGAUUAACAAGGUGAUUAACAAAAUUCGCUAUUCAAUUGACUAACAAAGUGAUUAACAAAAUUCGUUAGUCAAUUGAUAAUUCUAUUAUGAAAUAAAUUUCAAUUUCAUGUAUUUAUGUUUAAUUUAUUUAUUUAAUUAUUUGUUCAUUUUAUUUAAUUGAUUAAUUUAAUAGAGGUAUAUGUACAUGUAUAUAAGAGGCAUUUCAUGCCAAAUUGAAUCCUUGAAUCCGACCAUUUUUUAUUACAUUAAUUUUUUUACAAAAAAUGAUUCUAUUAUGUGUAUAUAUAAGGUCUUAAAAUGUUUGUUACGUACAAUAGAUAUUUUAUUUUGCUAAAAAAUGAAGUUUUUAACUAAUUAAUAUCUGAAGAAAGAUGAAAAUUAAAGCAAAAACUAAUUAAAUUAAACAAUUUUUUUAAUUCUCUAAAAAAUCGAAGAAAGCAUUUAUCGUGUAUGAAAUCUUAAAAUAUUUGUUACUUAUAGUAGACUUUUGUAAAUUUUUUCAAGAAAUUGACGUUUUCAAAAAAUUAUAAAUUCUGUAUAUUAUAAUUUGAUAAAUAAUUGAAAGAAAAACCGCAUAUAACUUUUAAUAAUUUUAUGUAAAAGACAUCCCAGAUGACUCCCGGGUUGAAAAAAAAAAACGGAUCCGCGUUCCGCACGAAAAUAAGCUACUUCCAGUCUUUGUAUCUCGCCAGUCAAGUAUUCGAUCUUUAUUUUUUCAGUUAUGUUUGCGUAUGUUUCUCUUUGAAUCGAUCGAGUCUAACCGAUCGGAUCGCUCCGAUUCGAAUUAGCCUGCGCCUCUCUUGCGUCCAAGAAGAUUGACAGAUUGCGCGAACAGAAUGGAACAGGAGCGACGAUGCGCAGCAGCGUAGAAGUGUCUCGAGGAGCGGUUGCGAAAAACGCCAAAAUAGAGCGAGUGUGUGACAGAAUUGUAAAAACGGUGCGCCUAAACUUCUACGACUUUUCCCCUUAAGGAGACAGCCUCUCAGGCGGAGCCGCUCGGUCCCCGCGAGCUUUGUAAUUAUGCAAGCGACAAAAGAAAUCGUUUUGAUGUAGUUGCGCGUAAAAACGUGCUGCAAAAUAACUGUAUGUAUGUAAAUGGAAUAACUAUAGAUUACGAUUAUUGAGAGAGACAGAGUGUGUGUGUGUGUGUGUGCGAGGGAGGGGGAGAGAGAGAGAGAGAGAGAGAGAGAGAGAGCGCGCGCGUGCGUGCGUGCGUGUAUGUAUGCGUGUGUGCGCGCGCGAGGGAGAGAGAGAAAGGGCAGCGAGUGUGCGAGAAAAAGAGUGAGAGAGUGAGUGCGUGCGUUUUAGUCCGCCAUUCGUGUACAUAGCCUCUCGAUCGGAAUUAUUGCUAUUUGCGAGAUAUAGAUUUAUUUUGAUGUUAUCUAGGUGUAUACGGCGAGGGAAAAAGAGGGUGCGUUUGUGUGCGUGUAUUGCGUGAAUAGAGAGCGUUUCCUUUUGCGGAGGGGGGUGCGACUCACGGUCGCACCCGGCGUAGCGAGAAAUCACCAUCUCACCACCUAAUUUACGUCUGUAAUUGCUAAAUAUCCUGGGAUUCGAAUUCCUUAUUCGAUGUACUUAGACACGCAAUCAAUAUAGGCAUGUAUAUUGAACUGUA
This is a messenger RNA of Solenopsis invicta (red fire ant), 6391 nucleotides long. It is a transcript of the gene Sidpn, whose product is annotated as protein deadpan. Bases 1218 to 2651 code for a protein of 477 amino acids. NCBI's taxonomy places the organism in Eukaryota, Metazoa, Arthropoda, Insecta, Hymenoptera, Formicidae. The record is from RefSeq and is a predicted model, not a curated record. Gene Ontology annotation, molecular function: DNA-binding transcription factor activity, RNA polymerase II-specific; RNA polymerase II cis-regulatory region sequence-specific DNA binding; protein dimerization activity. Gene Ontology annotation, cellular component: nucleus. Gene Ontology annotation, biological process: regulation of transcription by RNA polymerase II; regulation of neurogenesis; anterior/posterior pattern specification. The transcript is spliced from 3 exons.